Messenger RNA from Helobdella robusta, 1410 nucleotides. RefSeq lists its product as hypothetical. Gene Ontology annotation, molecular function: protein O-acetylglucosaminyltransferase activity. Gene Ontology annotation, biological process: protein O-linked glycosylation via mannose. NCBI's taxonomy places the organism in Eukaryota, Metazoa, Annelida, Clitellata, Rhynchobdellida, Glossiphoniidae. Gene Ontology annotation, cellular component: endoplasmic reticulum. The record is from RefSeq and is a predicted model, not a curated record. Bases 1 to 1410 code for a protein of 469 amino acids. The transcript has a single exon.
AUGAACUACACGGAACUAAAUUCCACUAUAUGGAAUGAAACUAUAAAGAAUUUGUUUGAAGGAGAUGAAUCGUUUUAUGAUAAACUAAACAAUUUUUCUUGCGUUUAUAAUUUACCAUUUUAUGUCAUUAACUCGAAAAAAUUUGGGAGAAAAUUAAAUAGGACAAGUAACGAAAUUUUAAUAUCUGAAAAAAUUUAUAAGAAAACUUGUCUAGAAAUAACAUCUAGAACAUCGCCUCAUUGUCCAAACAGAUUUUUGUUACUCAACAAAUACUACCGACUAACAUCAACAGAAGAGUUUUGCAAUUGGGUGUUCUCGGGUUCAAUCAACUAUGAUUACAGUUAUUAUUACAACUUCACUUGCAACACAGAUGAGAAAAAGGCCUCUCAACCUACUUCAAUCCAAGUAAAAUUCUACCCUCAACUUUACAGCAUGAAUAGAUCCAUAAAGAUGAUUCCUAGUAGUCUGAACUACAUUUACCAAAUUCCAGACGUUUUGUAUCCAAUGCAGAUUUACACUAAUGCAAUUAUCAAUAAUGUUAAUCAAGUUUUUUGUAAAAAUUUGUACGUAAGACCAAAUGACUGUUAUCAGGGUGGAAUUCAUAGACCAUCUUAUUCAGAGCUGCUUAAACUUCCGCAAUACGACGAAGUUUAUCUCAUUUCUCAGUACUGGGGAGAAGGGUUUUUCCACAGCAUGAUAGAAGAUAUACCACGACUUUCUUUGUUUGUAACGUUUUUAAAAAAGAAUCCGCAAAUAAAAAUUUUGUCGAUGGAUUCAAACCGAAGAUUUGUUAAAAUAUUAAACAUAUUAGGUUUGAAUGAGUCUAGAUUAGUGUUCGGUAAAAUUAGAACAAAUAUUGCUUACGUUCCAAGAUCAACGCCAUGUGGGUCCGCUAACAUUAUAGAGUUGCAGUAUCUACACAGACAAUUUCGAAACUACAUUUUGAAAAAGUUGGUUAAGUCAACUUAUCAACCAAGAGAUAAAUUAAUUUUGAUUAAAAGAACUGGAAAAAGGCAUUUCCUGCACCAUGAAAAAAUAUCUUCUUAUUUAAAUAUGACAGCUCAAGAAUACGGCUUCACGUAUCAUGUCUACACAGACAACCCACUCCCAUCGCUCAAUGAAACUAUGUUAAUUUUUGGUUCUGCCUCUAUCAUUGUAGCUCCACACGGAGCUGGUUUGUCAAAUAUUUUGUUUUCCCAGCCUGGUAUAUUAAUAAUUGAAGGAUUGUGUUAUCUGCCCAACAUUAACCUUUGCUACCAGCGGACAUCUCACAUAUUGGGCAUGCAGUGGCAUGGACUCCCGUCCAAAGGUUGUGGAGGUCAUUUGGACACUAAUGCAUCUUUAAUUGAUGCAACGUUGAGAAAGUAUCUAAAUGUAAUUCCUUUGAAUGAAGUAAUUGUUAAUAAAUAA